AAGUUGCUGUCUCUAAAAAACUACGUUUCCCGACGUACCCCUCAAACUCGUAAGCGCAUGCGCCCAUUUCGCACACCGGUCAGGGGAUCAUGGCGACUUACACCGAGAUUCUGAGGAACGAGUUCCCGCAAAUCGACGACGAGGUUUUUGACUACAUAACAGGUGUAUUGGAGUGUGGCAGUACUGAUUUUGAGGAUGGUGAGGAGGUGUUUGAUGCCAUUGGGGGUGUGCUGCAGGAGGUGUCUUCGGACUCCAAGAAUGAGGAUGACAUCCGGGAAAUUUGCCUACAGAUGUUCAACACUUUUAAGCUUGACUGCAACUCUGUGAAACAGCAGGUUUUAUUGGAUGCACCUGUCCAACUCUCCCAAAUGGCUGGAGAAUAUGAUGAUGCUUCAAAUGAUGUGCAAGGCAUCUGGAUGAUCAAGAGAGUACAGAACACGACAGUAGAUGCUAAGAAGCUGGAAAAAGCUGAAGCAAAAUUAAAAGCAAAACAUGAGAGAAGGACGGAGAAAGAUUCCCAGAAGACAUCUGGACCUGUUGUUUUGGAGGAAGCAUCUGCCAGUCAGGCUUCCAGUAAAAAGGAGAGUCGCAUUGAAACAUCUGGAAAAAGCAAAUCCUAUGACAUCAGGAUCGAGAACUUCGAUGUUGCCUAUGGUGACCGAUCCUUGCUAACUGGAGCUGAACUUACGCUAACAUAUGGCCGCCGGUACGGCUUAGUUGGCCGUAAUGGUCUUGGAAAGACCACAUUACUAAAGAUGAUGGCAAGCCGCAACUUGCGUGUGCCCUCUCACAUCAGCAUCCUACAUGUGGAACAAGAAGUGGCUGGAGAUGACACGACAGCUUUGCAAAGUGUGCUAGAUAGUGACACGGUGAGGGAAGGCCUACUGAAGGAUGAAAAGGAAUUGAAUGCCCGUAUUGCUGCUGGACAGUCAGAUGGAACAGAGAGUACCAAACUAUCCGAGAUCUACUCUAAACUUGAAGAGAUUGAAGCUGACAAAGCACCAGCAAGGGCCUCUGUGAUCCUUGCGGGUCUGGGCUUCUCUCCCAAGAUGCAGCAGCAGACCACUAAGGAAUUUUCUGGAGGAUGGAGGAUGAGACUGGCAUUGGCUCGGGCACUCUUUGCAAAGCCAGACCUACUCCUGCUUGAUGAGCCCACUAACAUGUUGGACAUCCGGGCCAUCCUGUGGCUGGAGAACUACCUUCAGACAUGGCAAUCCACCAUACUCGUCGUUUCUCAUGACCGUAACUUUCUGAAUGCUGUAGCAACAGAUAUCAUUCACCUGCACUCGCAGCGACUGGACACUUAUCGAGGCGACUAUGAGAACUUUAUUAAGACCAAGGAGGAUCGAUUAAAGAACCAGCAGAGAGAGUUUGAAGCACAGCAGCAAUACAGAGAGCACAUUCAGGUGUUCAUUGACCGUUUCCGGUACAACGCAAACCGGGCCUCACAAGUGCAGAGCAAAUUGAAGCUUUUGGAAAAACUACCUGAGUUGAAGCCUGUUGAGAAGGAGACGGAGGUCAUCUUACGGCUCCCAGAUAACUUUGAGAAGCUCUCGCCACCUGUGCUACAGUUGGAUGAGGUUGAGUUCUUCUACACUCCAGAGCAGGCACUCUUCAUGAACCUUUGUGUCUCUGCUGAUCUUGAGUCACGUAUUUGCAUUGUAGGUGAAAAUGGGGCUGGGAAAUCAACUCUCCUCAAACUGCUGUUGGGAGAUCUAACGCCAGUAAGAGGGAUUAGACAUGCACACAGAAAUCUGAAGAUUGGCUACUUUAGCCAACACCAUGUUGACCAGCUAGACCUCAAUAUGAACUCAGUAGAGCUGCUGUCCAGCAGGUUCCCAGGCAGACCAGAUGAGGAGUAUAGGCAUCAGCUAGGAGGAUAUGGGAUCUCGGGAGAGCUGGCACUGCGACCUGUUGCCAGUCUGUCUGGGGGACAGAAAAGCAGAGUGGCUUUUGCACAAAUGACAAUGCCAUGCCCUAACCUGUAUAUACUUGAUGAGCCCACCAACCAUCUGGACAUGGAGACAAUUGAGGCUCUUGGCAGAGCACUGACCAAGUUCAAGGGUGGAGUGGUCCUGGUAUCCCAUGAUGAGCGGCUCAUUCGCAUGGUUUGCAGGGAAUUAUGGGUGUGCGAGAAUGGAACUGUCCGAAGGAUUGAGGGUGGCUUUGAUGAAUACAGGGACAUUUUGCAUGAACAGUUUUGCAAGGAGGGCUUUUUAUAAGCUCGAAGCUGCUAUGAUGCCACAUCUUCAGAGAACUGCAAUUUGUUUGAUAUACCGUUCCUAAAUUAUUCUAACAGUUAUGAGGAUUUACAAGCUGCAAAUAAACCUGAACUCUCAGCCAAUGAGGUGACUUCAUGUCCUGCAGACAUGCGGCAUGUAUUGUCGGGGAUCCCAGCUUUGACAGUGCAUGUGUUUGUAUGUGACUGUGUUCCAGUGUGGCUUGUCUACACAACUGAAGAUCAUUUGGCAGAGGGCUAGACGUUGAAAACAGUCACUCUACCUAUAUUAGAUGGUGGGUGCUCUGGGCUAGAUAAGUGAUAAGUGUACCUUGAGGAACAGCUGGUGGCAUCAGAAUUUUUCUCUGAUUCCUGUUUACCCAGGCCAGUAUAGCUGUACUCUCCCUGGAAGUGGGAGUUGAAGCCCACAUGGUUUUUGUGAUUUAUCGGGCAGUAAGUUGGUGGAAAGGAUGCAGCACUCUGUUUUUAUAUGUGUACUUUGACAUGUGUGAAUAACAUCUCCUGGGUAAGUACUAGAGUUUGAUGGUCAUAACAUGUGAGGUACCUUUAGGCCUAUGAAAGGUUUUCAUACUUUGUGCACUUUAACUUUUGUGAUCAAUCAACUUAUUUGCAGCUUGUGAGGAAGGAAUUAAUGAUUAAAUGUAAAGUACUUAUUAUGACAGUGACUUAUAAUCAAAGUACCCUUUAACAUUUGUAGCUUAGGUCAGCUUCAGGGUUGAGGCUGUGCUUUUUUGGAUGGGAGCUGGAAAAGCUCUGAAAGGCCUGAAUUUCGGCAGCUGCCUCUGUACGACUCGGAGCUUGCAAUUUCUGGCUUAAAUUCAAAGUUGGAAACAAACCUCACUCCACGUUGACUCAUUUUGUGACGUAAUGACAUGCCAUACCCCACCCCAAAUGCAGCAAAACUGAAACAGUUGCAUGUUUAAGAAAACUUGUGCAGCAGAUACAGCCUAACAAAGAAUUGUAACAUCCAGCAAUAAACGUCCAAGUAAA
Molecule: messenger RNA, 3229 nt
Organism: Erpetoichthys calabaricus (reedfish)
Lineage: Eukaryota; Metazoa; Chordata; Cladistia; Polypteriformes; Polypteridae
Gene: abcf3
Product: ATP-binding cassette, sub-family F (GCN20), member 3
Exons: 21
Coding region: 90-2222 (710 amino acids)
Molecular function (GO): ATP binding; ATP hydrolysis activity
Source: RefSeq, a predicted model, not a curated record